Messenger RNA from Chlorella variabilis, 1593 nucleotides. RefSeq lists its product as hypothetical. The transcript is spliced from 5 exons. Gene Ontology annotation, molecular function: phosphatase activity. The record is from RefSeq and is a predicted model, not a curated record. Bases 1 to 1593 code for a protein of 530 amino acids. NCBI's taxonomy places the organism in Eukaryota, Viridiplantae, Chlorophyta, Trebouxiophyceae, Chlorellales, Chlorellaceae. Gene Ontology annotation, cellular component: cytoplasm.
AUGGCCGGCAAGAGCAGCGGCAAGAAGAGCCGGCUAUCGGGCAGGCGGGGCCCAAAUGAUGACAGGAGCGCAAAGCGGCACAAGACCUACAGCAUCAAGCAGUUUCUGCAGCCCGCGCCGCCGCCUCUGGCGCGGGCGCAGGAUGACAGCCUGCGCGACAGCAGCGAGGAGCCAGAAGACCAGCUGCCCAGCCAGACGCCGGCAGUGGGCCUGCUGGCCGCGGCCGCUGCUGCUGCUUCCGGCCCGCAGUUCACCGCGCCCACUGCAGCAGGCGCCAAGCUGCAGACGGGACUGCUGCGCAGCCUGCAGCACCGCUUUGCGACACAGCAGGCGCUGGAGACACCGGCGGGCCUCGCAGGGGCUGCGGGCGAUAGCAACCAGCCACAACAGCAGCAGCAGCAUCUUGCCGCACUAGAGGAGGACGAAGAGGAGGAGGAAGAAGAUGGCUUUCAGAUUUUCUCACAGCUAACCUAUGAGCCCACCUUCCUUAGCCAGCGGCCGGCAGAGCUUGGCUCAGAGGCGCCCGCUGGCCAGGCCACAGCUGGCCUGGUUGCUGGUGUUGCAGACACUAGCCAGCAAGCCACCCAGACACAGCUGCUGCCGUGCAGCCAGCAGGGGGCACAGCCGGCGGCGGCUGUGGGACGCCCUGCCGCCACAGCAGCGGCGGCAGCAGAGGAGGAGGAUGGUGACGAUGGGCUGGAUUGGCCCAGUAGCCAGCUUUUGUCGCAGCACCAGCAGCAGGAAGAUGCGUUGCGGCGAGCCUCGGGCGUGUCUGCUGCCAGCCACAAAACCACGCCAGCGCUGCACUCAUCAGAGCGGGUGCAGUGUGAUGGUGUGGGCCCUUCUGGCCAGAAGAUGUUCCCGAUGUUCCGCCGUCGAGACAACCUGAAGAGGCUGUACAUUGUGCGGCACGGCGAGUCGGCAUACAACGCGGCGAUGCAGGCACGUGGCUCCAGCUGGGCAGACCCUCAGAUCUUUGACGCGCAGCUGACGGACCGCGGCAAGCAGCAGGCGCGGGCGCUGCGGCAGCAGCUGGCAGCGCUGGACCUGCCGCCAGACACGCUGUGGUUGACGUCGCCGCUGCAGCGCGCGAUGCAGACGCUGCUGCUGGCCUGCCCCACUGCCCACCUGCUGGCCCAGAGCGGCGGCUGCGAGGGCGCCAGCGCAGGCGAUGGCAGUGCUGAGAACAGCUCAGCGGCGCCCAACGGCGGCGAUGAACCGGCACCCAAGGUCAUAGUGCUGCAGUCGAUUACCGAGAAGGUGUUCACCUGCGGCGACAUUGGCCACCCUGCCAGCGAGCUGCGCAAGCGCUACCCCCAGCUGGACAGCCAGCUGGCGGUGCUGCCGGAGCUGUGGUGGCACUGCCCCGCAAACAAGCCCAACUGCGCGCUGCAGAAGUGCUUUGGCAGCCACGAGACCAAAGAGCAGGUCAUGUCGCGCAUCAGCACCUUCCGGCGCUGGCUGCAGGACCGCCCCGAGUCUGUGAUAGUGGCGGUGGGCCACAGCAGCUACUGGCGCAGCUUUGAGGAGGUGUGCCGUGGCACCAAGCCCUCUCACAUGCGCAACUGCGAGUACCGCCUCAUCAACUUCUAG